AUGCUCGAUGUUUUGUAUCAUAAGACAGAAAGACCUCAGGAUAUACUUGAAAACACAUUACCUGACGAAGUCAUUACCCAAGAUGAAACGUAUUAUGCAGAAAAGUGGGGCUACAUCAGCGAGAAGCACGAGGUGGUCACUGAAGAUGGCUAUAUCAUUAUCAUGUAUAGAUUAUACAGAAAGGGUUGUAAACCGAGUGGUAUGCCAGUGCUGAUAGGGCAUGGCCUCUUCCAGUGCUCAGGUGCCUUUGUGCUUAACGAAGAAAAAUCAAUUGCGUUUACAUUAGCUGAUGAAGGCUAUGAUGUUUGGGUUGGUAAUAAUAGAGCCAUUGCUGGAUAUGACCACAUUUCACUAUCAUACAAAGAUCCCGAAUAUUGGGAUUGGGGACUAAAGGAGCUUGGCAUUUACGAUUUCAAAGCCAUGUUGGACCAUGUUAGAGAAUACUCUGGUUAUUCAAGAGUAGCCUAUAUCGGGCACUCUCAGGGAAAUGCACAGGCCUUCAUUGGAUUAUCCUUAUGUCCAGAGAUUGCUAAUAAACUAAGCUGCUUCGUUGCUUUGGCACCUGCUAUCUUUUCUGGAACCUUGGUCAACACUUAUCCUCUUCGCCUUUUGAUCAAUUUAAAUGAUUGGCUAUAUUCCAUAUUAUUUGGCACAGCUGCAUUUUUACCAGUGAUGACGGUGGUUCAGACAAUUAUGCAUCCAAGAUUAUUCUGCUUCUUGGCUUACUGCAUGUUUUCUUAUCUAUUUUCUUGGUGGGACUCUCACUGGGUACGUAGACGGAAAGUUAAAUAUUUCCAAUUUACACCAAGGCCGGUCAGUGCACGAUUGAUUGCAGACUGGAUCGCAGGCUGGGGAAAGACAGGCAAGUGUCUGUAUGUGGGCGAGAACACACAUGACAAUAUGCAGAUGGAUAGAGUACCAUUAGUUGUCUUUUAUGGUACAGCAGACUACUUGGUCGAUGGCGAACAGUUUGUAAGAUCGUUUGAUGAUUGUGAACACCGAUUGGCGGAUACCAAAGGAGCCUCCUCUAAAAAUAAUACCACCAUGUUUCCAAUGUUAGAUCUUGUCCAUGUUGAACGUAUUGAUGGAUAUGAACACAUGGAUACGAUCUGGGGACAUAAUAACCAUGAAACUACUUAUCCAAUUCUCUUGAAACAAUUAAAACAAGCUAAAUGGGAAUAA
Molecule: messenger RNA, 1182 nt
Organism: Rhizopus microsporus ATCC 52813
Lineage: Eukaryota; Fungi; Mucoromycota; Mucoromycetes; Mucorales; Rhizopodaceae
Product: alpha/beta-hydrolase
Exons: 4
Coding region: 1-1182 (393 amino acids)
Biological process (GO): lipid metabolic process
Source: RefSeq, a predicted model, not a curated record